This is a messenger RNA of Aureobasidium subglaciale EXF-2481, 340 nucleotides long. RefSeq lists its product as uncharacterized. Lineage: Eukaryota; Fungi; Ascomycota; Dothideomycetes; Dothideales; Saccotheciaceae. Bases 60 to 242 code for a protein of 60 amino acids. The transcript has a single exon. The record is from RefSeq and is a predicted model, not a curated record.
UGCAAAUAUCUCUUGUCUAGUGAAGAUGUAGGGCUGUCACGAAAGUCAAAAGUACCGAAAUGGCACCCCGACCUCAGGAUAUGCCACUCCCACUCUUAGGCCUCGGACUCACGGCUCCAGACCCCUCAAACACGAGUUAUGACUCUCCUGGCUGGGAAUGGGCACGAGAUGAGGGUAUUCUGAGUGGUGCAUAUGUUCCUUAUAUUUGCGAAGCUAUACUCGUAAUUCUCGUCUUCACGUAAAAGCCCUGCCACACAAGUCCAUGACGACGACGAAGCUGACUAUACGAUACAGUUUAUGUAUCCUCGACCACAAAUACUCAAAGACCUUGCACAAAGAG